UCCUCCUUUCUGAGAAAAUGCAAAAGAGGAACUCUUACUGCUGAAAUAAGGGCAUGGUGCCACGUUGAAGGUAUGACAACGGUCUCAGGCUCCUCUAUAAAAACGAGCCGUCCUCCUGACUGUCUCCACUGCAGCAACACCUCGCCUCCUGACUCAGGACCACGGCUUCAGAGAUCUCAUCCAACAUCUUUCUCCACCCAAAAAAGAUGGCUGGCCUGUGCUGGAUUGUUGUGGUGCUGGUCUUCAGCCUGUCUGCUGGACACACCGAGGCUAUGAAUCAGAAUGAUGUCGAAACUAUUACAAAAUACAUCCUGGACAAGUACUUCAUAGCAAACAAGCACUUCAGUCUGGCUGUAAACAUCCCAAUGAACCAGAACCUGAACAGGCUUCAGGACCUCUUCAACGCUGACGAUGCUACGACUGUGAUGAACACGGUUCGAAGCGGGGCAGUGUACAGAGGUACCAAUUUGGUUGAAGCAUCGCCUCGAAGUUAUACAGCACCAAACAGAAACCAAUAUACUGAGCAUGCAGAGGCUCGAGUCCUGGACAACAUCCAACCUUUAGCUGCCAGUAGUGCGGGUAAAAGUCUGGUCUUCUAUUCUUACCUUUCUCCAUGUGGCGCCAAGUGUACAAACCCCAACAAUUACAAUAAUAUCCUAAACAAGAUUGAUAACAUUCCCAAUGACAGAUGGGCAGACAGUGCCUUUGUGUUUUCGACUGUAUUCGAUGGGUUCAAAGAUCAAAAUGGCAGGUAUGUUUACUUUACUGUAGAUGAAAUAAGAAACACCCUUCAAAAUCUUGGAGCAACUAAAUUUGGUCAGGACAACAUAUUCCGUUGUUUCCGAGGGAAAAGACAAUGCAUCAAGUGCUUCAACAAUGGCGUACUUUCACCUCAGUGUGUUAGAAACAGGGGCUGAGGUAGAGAGAUCCUGCCUGGGGGGAGUACGAGGGGUUCUGUGGACC
Molecule: messenger RNA, 963 nt
Organism: Etheostoma spectabile (orangethroat darter)
Lineage: Eukaryota; Metazoa; Chordata; Actinopteri; Perciformes; Percidae
Exons: 3
Coding region: 207-917 (236 amino acids)
Source: RefSeq, a predicted model, not a curated record